AUGGCAAUUUACCCAGUACUAUUCAUACUUUUUAAUCAGAUCUUUAGUUAAGUGACUAAAUUGAAUCCAUAUUACUAAAUUUAUUAAUAAGAGUUUGAUUUUAGAGAAGGGGAUUAUGGAGAAAAUGAUUGCUUCAUUUAUGGAAUAUGGUCUAAAUAUAAUCCUCUAAGCAUUGUUUCUUAAGUUGGUUCUAUAGGAUUAUUUGACAGCAACUAUUAUCAUUUACACAAUAUUGUAGGCAAAUCUUCUCAAAAUUUGAACCUAAUUUAUUAUGAUUAUUUAGAAUUUAGUUCUCAAAAAAUUUAUAAGAUACUUGAGUUUAUAAAUGAAGAUGAUAAAAUAUCUAGAUUUGAAAUCAGCAUAGAUGCUUUACAAUAUGAAAACAUUUGGUAUUUUUUAGGAAUUAUUGAAUGGCCCGCAUAAUCAAAAUUCGAAAUAAUAAUAAUUUAAGAAGACAGAAUUAGGAUUCAUGAAAUUAAAUAAAUGAAACAGCCUUUUAAAGAUACAAAUAUAUUAUUAAGAUUCGGAGGGGAUUUAAUUGUAACAAAUACAUAAAUGCCAAUUCCAUCUGUGAAAACUUUAACAAAAUUUUCUUAUUUUCCAGGCUAUAUAAUGGUAUAAAAAUUAGACAAAAAAAUGUUAUAAUUUGAUGUUGAUUUAGUUGGUAUUGCUUAGAGUAAUUAUGAAAUUUAUGGUCAAUGUUAGUGUAAAUUGAAUGAAAAAUUUUAAAUAGAUGACUCUCAAAUAAAUAAAUUGGAUAAGCUAAUUUACAUUUCAAAAAAUACUAAUUGUGAUUCAUUUAUUUUAUCAGGAUGGUUUAAGAUUAUUGAAGUUAUAUCAUCUGAUGAUGAAUUUACCUAUAAAUUUAUAACGAUAUCAGCGAAUUUUGAAAACUCUCUUUCUGAUAAAAAUUUAUAGCCAUUUUAAAUGAGCUACUAUAUCUCAUCUACUGAAAAUAAAAUAAUAAUUGCAACUUAUAGUUAUACCUUUCCAGCUAUUUCUGUUGAUUUUAAAGAUAAUUCUUUUAUUUUGUUAAAAGAGUUUGUCAUAACUAAUUCCAUAAAUGUAUGGCAUAAUAUAUUUGUUAAUUUGGAGAAGACAUUAUUGAACUGUUAUGUUAGAUUUUAUGAAGGUGGUAACAUCCAUGAAUAUAAUGUUUAAUUUGAUGUUAAUUAAUUUCAUAUUAUUCAGCUUAAAUUGUAAUAUGGGAAUCUACUUUAAUCUAUUACAAACUAUUUAAAUAUGGAUGUGAAAAACUUAAUAUUAUAGAAUUGCCAUCAAAAAUUUUUGGAUUAGAAUUGCCAUUUUAGUUGCCAAGAUUGCGAUGGCCCUACAAUGUAUAAUUGUUUAUCUUGUUCAGAAGAAUCAAAACGAAUCUAUAUACCUGAAUAAAAAGUUUGCGUAUGUCCGUAUAAUUCUGUUGAUGAAAUAACAUGUUAAACUUACCUUGAUUCAAGCUUCUAAUUGAUAUUAGGAUAAAAGUAAAAUUUUGUUUGUUAAUAAGGAUAAUUUGAAUAUUAAGGAGAAUGUUUCAAAUGGUAAAUUUAGAUUAUAAUUAUUUUAGUCCUUCAAUUAUAAGAGAAAAUAUGCUUAGUUGUUUAGAUUGCUUAAAUAAUCCAAAGGCAUGGAAAGAAAAGCCUUUCUGUACUGACAAUCUUUAUUUUGAUAAUUAAGGAGGUACUCAAUAAUAAAUCUAUUCCCCAACUUCAUACUUUUUUCUUGAUGGGACUGAAGUGACUUUAUGUUUAUUUUGCUAAGAUACUAAUUUCUCUAGCUUAGAAGAUCAAUAUUUAGAUUAUUCGUAUCAAAAUUAAAAUUUUAAAUCUUUUUGUUAAGAUGAUGAUAGAUACUUUUAGUGUUACGAAUGCUUUUUUAGAGCAUGUGAAAAAUGCUAUUUAUCUAUCCAAGGUCAUCAAUGUCUAUAAUGUUAUUAUGGUUAUGAAUUGAUUUAUGGUGAAUGUAUAAGUGUACGGGAAACAGACCUUUCAAGUUUCUGUAGAUCUCCUUCAUAUGUAACCUCUAAGAAAAAAUGUAUUUAAUGUCCAAUAAGUUAUUGCAAAUAUUGUUUUGAAUAUCAACCUAAUAAUCUCUUAAAAAGUACGCUAUAUAAAAAUUUUGAGAAAUUUGAUGAAGAAGAAGAACUUAAAGUAGGAUGUGCUCUUUGUGAGGAUGGCUUUAUAUUUAAUUUCAAUACAGGUAAAUGUAUUAAUCAGAAACCUCAGAUUUAAAAUUGUAUAAGAUCCUUCAUUCAUUAAAAUGAUUAGGAACUUUGUACAUUAUCUGAAGUUGAUGAUUUCAACAUAGCCCCUGAAAUUUUAAAUUGUGAAAAGUACUUAAAUAAUUGCUUAUAAUGCUUGUUAUCUCCUGAAUCAACUUUAAAGUGCAUCAUUUGUAAAGAAGGAUAUACAAGUUCUAUUAUUAAUGGAGAGUGUUAUAAAAAUGAUUUAAUGAAUUCUAAAAUAGUUAUUGAAGGAGAUUUAACUUUAAGAGAUGGUUGGGUUCAAAGGAUUCAAAGUUUUAUGAUGCAAUUUUUACCAAAUAAAUAUUUCUAUCCUAAAACAGAGUAUAACUCAUUAAUUAGAGGAAUCAUUGUAGAGUGUUAAAAAGGGUAUAAAGAGAUUGGAAAAUCAAUCUGUGAAAAAUAUUGUGAUGACUCAUGCUUAUAAUGUGAAACCAAUAAUGGACCUUUUUGUACAAAAUGUCCUUUAAAUUAUUAUCAAUAGCCAAUCCGAUAUCAAGAAAAUGGAUAAUGUUCUGACUGCCCAUAAUUAUGCUAAAUUUGCUAAAGUAGAACUUAAGAAGAAAUUUAUGUAAUAUAUAAUACUGUUUUAACUAGAAUUUAUAACCAAGUUUUAUCUUAGAUGAAACAAAUAAAAUUUUUACAAAGAAAUGUUUAAAACUUAUUAAUAAUCCAAACAUCAUAUAUGAUUCUUAUUCCUAAGGAGCAAGAUAUUGUUUUGAAUCUAAUUGUCUUAAUUAAAUCAUGUAUGAAGUGAAACUUACUUUUUGUGGAGGCAUGUUUGUAUUUUGGCCAUCUGGCUUCGAUUAUGGUAUCAAUAUAAACUAUUGUAAUCAAAUGGGAAUAGAUACAAUAACAAUUGUUUUUAAAUUUUAAAUUAGAAGCUAAUUUUGUGGACUCAGAAAUAUCUUUGAUAUAUCAAAUUAAUUAAAAUCGAAGAUAUUUUCACUUCGCAGUAUUUAUUUCUCAAUUACUUCUGUUGAGAAUUUAGAUAUAUUUGCUCUUUAUUCAUUUGAAAUUCAUAACUUCGAUAAAAUUGAAUUAAAUAAUGUUGCUCUUUAAUUUAGAAAUUCAUAACAAUUUAUCAUAACUAAUAAUAAUACUUAAGUAGAUUUAAAAUUGAUUGAUUUUGCCUUCAAAUUAUGUUAUAUUAAUAGUAUUCAAUCUUUAUUUUAAAAUGAAAUAUUUGGAAAUAUUUAAGCCAAUAAUUUUUCCAUAUUAGACUCAACUUUUAUUAAUUCCUCUAUUUUAAAUUUAGAAGCAUAUAAAUAAAAUGGGUUAAUUAUAAUUAACAAACUUUUCAUCUUUAGAUGCAUUUUAAAAGAUUCUAACCUAUUUUAAUUUGGAAACAACUAAUUUAAUAUUUUGAUCUAAGAUUUAAUUAUAGAAUAAUGUGAGUUUUAUAAUUCUUCAAUUUUUACGUUUUACGACAAUCUGAAAGAUUUAACAUUUCUAAAUAUUGAUAAUCUAACAAUCCAAAAUAAUGUAUUUUAUCAAUCAAAUUUAAUUAAAAAUGCUAAUUUAGUAUCAUUAAGUUUAAUGAAUUUCAAAUUAAGCAAGAAUAAUUUGAUUUCGUCAAAAUUAAUAUCAUUCAAUUAUCAUUUAACUCUAAAUAAUUCCUAUAUACUAGAAAAUAAUUUUGUAGAUUCCUAAAUUUUGAUUUUGUUUUAGGGUCGAAGUUUUUAAAAAGCGAAUAUUAUUAUAUUUAAUCUAAAUUUAUAACUAAAUUCAUUUAAUAAUACCAGCCUAUUUUUCUUAUAUUCAAAUUAAUUGAAUAACUAUUAUUUAGAUAUAUCAUAAAUUUACAUAGAAAAUAAUUAAAGAUUAGAUAACAAUGAUGAUGAAAUAGCUCUCUUUGUUAUAUCAUGUAGCUAAUUACUUAUUUUUAAUGCAAAGAUUAUUAAUGUUAAUGAUUAGAUAAUUUUUAAAAUUUAUGAAACUUAAAAAAUGUUUAUUUAAAAUGUGUAAUAUGAAAAUACGAAACAAAAUUUUAAAGUUCCUUUAUUAAUUGAUUGUCAUAGUUAAAUCUAAUAGAAAAAUCAGCUUCUCAGAAUAAUUGGAUUCGUUUCUUUAGAAAUUCUUAAUGUUUAAGUAAUAAGAUAAUUUAAUGUUGAUUUAUCGUUUAUUGAUAUAAGUUAUGGUAGAGGAUACUAAGAAUAGUAAUAAGGAAUGAUUUCAAUUUUUAAUGUUAUUUUUUAAGAGAACCUUUAAUUGUCAAGAUUACAAAUUAAUGUAAUGUCCUUAUUAAGUAUUCAUGCUGAAAUUUAAUUAAAUAUCAAUUUGAAAAACGUAGACUUUAAAGAAAACAUUGUACAUUCACAGACAGAUAGCUCAUUAAAGAAUGCUGCAAGUCUAAUGUUAAUUUCAUCUUCAGUAAGUUUUGUGUCAAUAGAAAACCUUAACAGUCAAAAUAAUGCAUUUACUAACUCUACAAAUACUUUUUUCAAUAUAAUUUCGAAUUAGAUUUAUAUUAAUAAUCUAAGUAUUAUUAAUCAUAAUAUAUUAACUUAAGAAUUGUGGCUAAAAUAUUAUGAUCUUUAAUUUGAUUAAAAUUUCGAUCAAGAAGAUAUGAACACUACUAUUUUUUAAAUACUUAAAAUAUCAAAUAUUGCAGGAGCAUGCUAAAUAACAUCAUCUAAAUUUUUUUGUUACAACUGCACUUUCACAAACAUUAUGGCCCAUAAAAGUAGCAUUUUUCAAAUUAAUACAAUAAAUGAAGGAUUAAUUAAACUAAAUUAAAUCUAAAUAUAUUCUAUUCAAAAUAAUAUCUAAUUUAUUACAAAUAGUUCAGGUUGCAUAAACAUAAAUGCUUAAAAUAGUUUAUUGAAUCUUAUAAUUAAAAAUGCAAUAUUUUCAAAUGUUUUAAAUAGAAUGUCAGCUUCAAUUUUAUCAAUUCACUCCUCAGAAAUUCAAAAUUAAAUCUCAUUUUUUAAUGUUGAAAUUUUAAAUUGCAUUUCUCUUAUGAAUCAGUUUAUGUCUGUGAGAUUUUCUCCAUAAAAUAUAAACAAUAACAUUUUAAUUCUUUAAAAAUUAUUGAUCUAAUAGAGUGAAGAGAAAUGGAAAUAGUAUUUUUCUAGUUUAGUAACUUUAAGCGAAACUGAGAUGGCAGAAAUAAGUGGAAAAAAUAAUGCUGUAAUUUACAUUUAAAAUUGCGAAAUAAUUAUCAAAGAACUAGUUGUAGAAGGAUUAUUUAUUUCUCCAAUUAUGAGAUUCAAUAAUGUUGUCAAAUUACUCCUAUUAAAUGCUUACAUUUAAGAUAUUCAAUUAUUUUAUCCAUGUAAUGUUAUUGUAGUGGAUUAAGACUUAAAUAUUAAAAACUUAAUAUCAUUCCGAUAAGUAUACCUUUUAAGAAUUUCAAAAUUUAAUGCCAGCGAUGUUAUUCAAAAUUUACAAUAUAAUAAUUAUUAAAUCAAAGAUUGCAAAUUAUUUAAGACAGUUUCAAGAAAUAAUUAAAAAUUGCUUAAUAUUUCAACACUUUAGAAUCGAUUUUUAAAAUUAUAGCAAGAAUCUUUGUCAAUAAUUUCGAUUAAAAGUAUUUAAAUUGAAAAUUAAAUUAUAUUUUAAAAAAUAAGAAUAUAGUAGAAUGAUUGUUCAUUUUGUAGUGAUGGUUUAAUCAAUUUUGGAGUAAUUAACAUUAAUUUUUUUCAUAUAGAAGAUUUUUCAUGUAUAUAAAAUUAAAUUUUGUCCUAUGGAUGUUUGCUAUUUUAGUAAAAAGAACAAAUAAAUACCAAGAUAAAAAUUUUAAAUUCAAAUUUUUAUGACAAUUAAGGUAGUAUAGGAGUAGGUAUAACAGCUUAUAAUUCAUUCAUGAUGAUUAAAUAAUGCAAAUUAUUGAAAAAUAUAGCCAGCACCUAAGGUGGAGGAUUAUACCUUACUUUAAAUAACAAUAGCUUUCUAUUUAAUGAAUCUAUAAUAUUAAAUAAUAAAGCUAAAGAAGCUGGAGGUAUUUAUCUUAAUGGAGAAUAUAUUUUAAAUGAAACCAAUUUUGUUAAAACUAUCUUGCUUUUUAAUAAAGCUCAAAAUUUUGCAAAUAAUCUUAUAGAAAGCCCAACUUAUUUAUCUUUAUGCAUAAAUUAAAGAGAGAUGCAAUCUCAAAUUUUAUACCAUAAUAAUUAAUAAAAGAAUAUUUUGAAACUGGCUCCUUAUUUAGUAAUUGAGCAAGAAAAAUAAUACUAUACAAAUUAUCUCAUGCUUCCUAGUGGUUAAUCAAUAAUGAAUUAUGAAAUAACUAUGCCUCAAAUUUCUAAAACUUUAUAUUAUAUACAAGAAAUUGGGUUGUAUUUAAAAAAUAGUAGAAAUGAAUAAGUUUAAAACUUAUUUAAUUCAACCUGUCUCAUAUAAUUUGAUAUUAUUUAAAAUAAAUAAAAAAACGAUAACUCAAUUUAGGAAAAUAAUCAGAGAGUUAUAGUAGAUUUUAAUUAAUAAAAAAACUAUUUCGAUAUGAGUUCACUUUCUAUAAUUUUUGAUCCAUAUGAUUAGGAUAAAAAAUAUCUAUAAAUAGAAGCUGCUUGUAAAAUAGAUUAAUUUAAUAAAACAUUAAACUAUCUAAUAAACGUUAGGAGUUUUAAAUGUUAGCUUGGUGAAUUUUAUAUGAAUAAAGGUUGUCAAAAAUGUAUUGCAAAUUAAGGAUUUUAUUCAGUAACGUAUGAUACUAAUAAAUGCUCCAUAUUUGAUAAAAAUAAAUUCUUAGAAAUAACAGAGAACAAAAUAAAUUUGUAAUAAGGUUUUUGGAGACCACAUUAUCUUUCUGACCAUACAAGUUACUGUUUUAAAAAUAAAAUUUUUUGUAAGGGGGGAUGGAGUUAUGGAAAUAAAUUAUGUAGCAUUGGGCAUUUGGGUGCAUUAUGUGAAGAAUGUGAUAUUUAGAAUAUAAUGGGAGAAGGAAAAUAUUAUAAAACUUUAUAAAAUUAAGAAUGUUUAAUUUGUCAGGAAUAAUUAGAAAAUUAUGUUUCUUUUAUUUUAAUUUUGAUGUGGUAUUAUAUAUUCUUAAAUCAUAGGGCUAUUUGCUCCAUUACGUUAACUUUGAAUAGCACCUAAAAAUCUUUUUAAAUGUUUACAUAACUUAAACUUAAGGAAAGAUUCAAUAAAAUUUUAUUCAAAUUAAAUUAAGGUAUAUUUAUAAAUAAAAAUAAGAUCAUUAAAGUAUUCUGAUUAAAAUGUUGCUCAAUUAUUUAUGGAUGUUUUCACUCAUUUUUACUUUUAACAUUUAAUUUUCCUUUUAAUUUGUCUUCAUAGAUUAAGUAAGCAAUACAUCAUACUUCAUGGUUAAUAAUUUGGAUUGUUAUUUAUCGAAUAUAUAAACAAUCGAAUUAAUUUAUUGCAAAAUAUUUACUAUGUUGGUUUUCAUUCUUUAAUAAUUCAUAUUAAUUAUUACAGGGUAUAUAUUUUAUUCGAUUAAAAUUGGUUAAAAAUUCAGGUCUAGCAUAAUUUCUAAUACUUUAUUAAUUUUAUACAUAUUUAACUUUCCUGGAUUGAUUAAAAUGUAAUUAAGAUAUAUUUUUAGGUUAUGUUCUACAAUAUCAAAUAGAUGGAUAUCUAAUGUCAAUUAUAUACAAGGAGAUGUUUCUUUACUUUAUGGAAGUGAAAGUCAUAUAAAAUGGAUGUUUUACUUUGUAAUUCCAAUUCUAAUUUGUUUUGGAUGUUGUAUUCCUUUAAACCUUUUUGUCUUAUUACAUUUUAAAAGGAAAUAAUUAGAUUCACUAAAAUUAAGAAGCCAUCUUUGUUAUAUUUACAAUGAAUAUAAUGAACAUAGCUAUUUUUGGGAGUUAAUAAAAUUAGUUCAAAAAGUUAUAAUGAUACUAAUAUCAACAUCUUUUGAAACUAAUAUUUCAAUUAAAGCAUCGUUGCUUGGAAUUACCUUGUUAUUUUACUAAGGUCUAACAGUAAAAUUUAAACCAUAUUUAACAUCUCACAUGAAUCAUUUAGACUUAUACACAGGAUAAAUUUGUUCUAUGUCUAUAUUUCUGGCUGCUGUUAAAAAUACAAGCGACUAAGAAAAUAAUCAAGUUUUGUCUACUAUUUUAUAAACAAUCAUAAUAUUUUUAUGCGUAUAACUUUGCCACCCUUUUAUAUAAAAAAUAAUCUAAAUAUACUAUAAGAAAAAUAAAUUAGCAUUUUAUAUAAAUGUUAAAACCUUAUUCGAGAAAUUAAGAUUAAAAUUUUGCCUCAAAAGUUUAAGCGAAUUCAUUUCUAAAUUAAAGAAAAGAGAGCAAAAAGUUAAAGCCAAUUAUCUUAAAUUAAAAAUUCAUUUAUUUUCAACAUCUAAAGCUUAAAUGACUAAUAGGAAGUAAUUAAAAUUAUUUUAUUAAGAAAUUUAUUAACUUAAGGUAGUAUCUCCUUAUUCAAUUCUGGAAGAUAAGCGAGAAUUAGCGAGAAUUUUGGAUUAAAUUAGUUCUUUCAACUAGAAACAAAUUGA
Paramecium sonneborni is the source of this 8654-nucleotide messenger RNA. The record is from the annotation of a GenBank genome assembly. Lineage: Eukaryota; Ciliophora; Oligohymenophorea; Peniculida; Parameciidae.